UUGGGUCGUACUGUAACUUGUUGUCAGACAAACGGGUCUGUUCUGAGCGUAAGUGGUUUAAGUGUCAACAAUGGCUGCCAUUGUCGAACGACCUCCAUCCCCUCCAUCUCCUGGCUCACAUCAUGGGGAGGGCCUUUCCAGAAAGGGUUCUGUGCAAUCAACAGCCUCAGCUAAGUCAGUUUCCAGCUCGGUCUUUACAGUUCCUAGUCCAGAUUUGAAUAUAGGAGAUUUGCAGGGCAGCAAGAUUGAGGAUAAAAUCCGUACACUAAAGUUGAGUGGUCAUGUCGGAUUUGACUCGCUGCCAGAUCAGUUGGUGGCAAAGUCAACGCAAAAUGGGUUCACAUUCAAUAUCUUAUGCAUUGGUGAGACUGGUAUGGGGAAGUCAACAUUGAUGGACACCCUUUUCAAUACCAGCUUUGAGUCCAAUCCAGCACCUCACACUUUACCCAGUGUGAAACUUAAAUCAAAUGUAUAUGAAUUACAGGAAUCUCAAGUUAGGUUAAAGCUUACUAUUGUGGAUACUGUUGGAUAUGGAGAUCAAAUUAACAAAGAGGAUAGUUUUACUGCCAUUGUGGAUUACAUCGAUAAGAAGUUUGAUGAUUACUUGCAAGAGGAGUUGAAGAUAAAGCGCAGUCUGUCUGCCUUUCAUGAUACUAGGAUUCAUGCUUGCCUUUACUUCAUCUGCCCUACUGGACAUGGGUUGAAGAGCAUAGAUUUGGUGUGCAUGAAAAAACUGGAUUCCAAGGUCAACAUCAUUCCCAUCAUUGCUAAAGCAGACACAAUUUCCAAAGCAGAGCUCACAAAAUUCAAGCAGCGCAUCAUUCAGGAAAUCAAGAUGAAUAACAUACAGAUUUAUCAGUUUCCGACUGAUGAUGAUACAAUGGUCAAGGUUAAUACUGAGAUGAACAGCCAGAUACCUUUUGCAGUUGUGGGCAGUACUGACUUUGUACGUGUUGGUAACAAAAUGGCUAGGGCUCGUCAGUAUCCUUGGGGAACUGUUCAAGUUGAAAAUGAGAGCCAUUGUGACUUCACAAAGCUACGAGAGAUGUUGAUCCGAACUAACAUGGAAGAUAUGAGAGAAGUAACUCAUCAACGUCACUAUGAGCUGUAUCGCAAGAAAGUGCUUGAAACUAUGGGAUUCACUGAUGUUGGCCAAGACAACCAACCUGUAAGUUUCCAGCAAACAUUUGAAAGGAAGCAAGUUGAACAUCGAGUGGAGUUGCAGCGCAAAGAGGAUGAAAUGCGGCAAACGUUUGUUCUUCGUGUCAAGGAGAAGGAGACAGAGUUGAAGGAAGUAGAGAAAGAGCUGUACACCAAAUAUGAUCAACUGAAGAGGGACCACGCAGAGGAAAAGAAGAACUUUGAGGAAAUGAAAAAGAGGCUAGAAGAAGAGAAAACCGAGUUCCAGAAGCGUAAACAGCAAGUGGCGACACAGCAAUUAACUCAUCACACACUCACUUUGGGCAAGAAGAUGAAAAAGUAAAGGUAAAAUUAUUACUGUUGAAAUUGUUAUGCCACAGAACCCCAGCUUUCCAAAUGCAUUCAUAAAAUGUUCUUCCUCAAGGAUAUUUUCAUAAUUCACUCUCGUAGUGACGAUGUUGAAAAACCAAAAUAAAGAUGAAUU
Molecule: messenger RNA, 1624 nt
Organism: Macrobrachium nipponense
Lineage: Eukaryota; Metazoa; Arthropoda; Malacostraca; Decapoda; Palaemonidae
Product: septin-2-like
Exons: 10
Coding region: 71-1483 (470 amino acids)
Biological process (GO): cytoskeleton-dependent cytokinesis; intracellular protein localization
Cellular component (GO): cell division site; microtubule cytoskeleton; septin complex
Molecular function (GO): GTPase activity; GTP binding; molecular adaptor activity
Source: RefSeq, a predicted model, not a curated record